This is a messenger RNA of Racocetra fulgida, 187 nucleotides long. NCBI's taxonomy places the organism in Eukaryota, Fungi, Glomeromycota, Glomeromycetes, Diversisporales, Gigasporaceae. The record is from the annotation of a GenBank genome assembly.
AUUACCUCGUUCUGCCAUGAAAAUAUUACCACUACCUAUUUAUGCUGGUCUUCAUUUGGAACAGCAACUACAAAUUUUUGAACCCACUCCAUAUAAUACUCGUAAAGUUAUAGUAGCGACGAACAUCGCCGAAGCUUCCAUUACACUUGAAGGAAUUGUGUACGUUGUUGAUUGUGGAUUUGUGAAA